AGUGACGUGGUAGAGUUCCGUCAGUGUAGCGGUGUCUGUCAGCCAGCCUGCCCGGGCCACCGACCGCCUUACCCGGCUAAGAGAUCCGAGAGGGGGUCGGUCCAUGACGGAGCGGGUGGAGAAGAAAAACAAGGAGGAGUGGACAGAGAAACGGCCGCGUGGAGGUGAAGGUAGACGACUAGUUGUUUUUGUUUUGUCUUCGGGACUCGGGGAACAUGUUUUUGCAGUGAUUUGAGUCCAAGCUUGGAGGGGAUUUUUCUCCUCAUUUUUGUUUUUUUGUUUUUGUCUUUCUCUGCGCUUACUCUGUGCAUCAUCCAGCGGAGCAUCGUGCAUGAGCAGCCGCACUCCUGCUGCUCUGACGCCGCUGCUCUCCCCUCCUUCCAGCGGAUAAACGUGCGCGGAUGUUGUGGUGUUUUCUGCGUUUUUGCAUCAGAUUAAACAUCUGGAGAAGGGAGGAAAACUACGAAAAAGACACGGAAAUAACCGAGGAGGUGGAGCCGAGAAAUGUUGAGUAAGUUGUGAGGCUGUGGUGUGUAACGGACACAAGGAGGAGACGCUGCAGGAGCGGAUCCAAAAACCUGCAGGUUUGGUGAGCCCGUGGGGAUGAGGACGAGCGGGGACGUAACGCAUCCAAGGUGUCAGUGUUAUUAGAGGAGGGGGAGCAGCAGGAGGAGGAGGAGGAGGAAGAGGAGGAGGAGAGGCAUUAGAGCACAGAUUGUCUCCUCAUGCAAGGAGGCGGUGAUGGAGGGUGAAGGCACCGGGGUCCUCACAUUCCGACAGCCGACCGCAGCCCUGUCAGCAGCCGCAGCAGCAGCAGCAUGAGGAGGAGGAGGUACGCAGCACUGCACGUCUCAUCAGUCCUCCACAUCCUCAUUAUUCAUUUAGCCUUCCCCGCCCUCCUCUCCCCUCCAUUACAUCCAGACAGCCACCCUUCUCAGCCGCCUUGACUAGUACCUAUCCAUCCAUCAAUCAAUCCAUCAGUCAAUCAAUCCACCCUGCCCCUUCCUUCUCCUCCCUGCAUCUUCUCUCUCUUUUCUCCAUCAGGCACUUUUUAGACCCCCAGUGGCUUCCUUAAGUGUUGCAGUGACACCUAAGGAGCCCUUGGGCAGGUGUCUUAAGCAGGUGUGUCUCUUGAAAAUGAAAAACACUUUAAUUAUGCUUUGGCUUAAUGAGGAAGGAUGAGCGUCAGUCUUGUGUCUCUUUGCUCGGAGCGGUUGAAAAUGUUCCUCCUGAAGCGACAAUUACUGUCAUCGUAUCAGGGUCAGUUAUCCUGACUGUAUUCACGUCUUCAGGUUUAGGAAACCCCCUUUUCUUAGACCUGCCAAGAAGCCAAGCCAGGGAGUUCCCAUUGAUCCAACUCAAUUAACAGCGCUUUUUAUCCACUUCAUCACGUCCAGCUGCCUGAACUAUUUGGCACUGGCGCCCAUGCGUGCUUAGGGAUAUCUGCUAACUGCUGAGAUGGACGUUAAAAUAGAAAAAAGAAACAGCAGCUAAGCUCACCAUCUGGGUAUUCACUUUGCCCGCUGGACCAUGAAAAUUUAAUAGGGUCUAAUUUUCAAACCACCUCAUAAUUUAUUGCUGUGGUGUCAAAGCGAUACCCCCGAAAGAGUCAAAGAGGAGGAGGAGGAGGCAACAACGGCCGAGCGUUCAUAACAGCCCUAAACGGAAACACUUCAGGAAUUAAAUUCAGCUGUAAAAGUUGGCAGCAGCACAGCAGGAAAGGUCGGAUCUCACAGAUAGUGAGAGCGAGAGAGGAAGAAAAUAACUGUCAUUUAAUAUUUACAACAGCUGCAGCAGCUGCCAAAGCUUUAUUUCCCUCAGGUCUUUUGUAUUUGAGCGUUAAGAGGCGAUUUGAUCCGUUGUCACAACCUCUUUAGAUGGACGGAUGAAUCCGAACGCUGAGCCGCACUUUUGCAUUUUUAAAGGGUCAGUUCAUCGAAGUCUGAACAAUAUUUUCUCACUCAUUUCUCAAAAAUCUGUGAUAAAAUCGUUUUUUGAUAAACUCGUUUUUUGACAUUUCUCAAUCAAAAUAUCAUUUUUCAGAUGGUUUUUGGUCCCAAACCGGGGGAUAUUCAGUUAAUCGUCUAAAGCACUCAAUGGAAAAGCAUUAAAUCCUCUUGACACAGAUGUUAAAACUGGUGGGCUUUUAUACUUGUGCUUGAAAAAUGACCAAAACCAUUAUAGAAUUAGUUUCUAAUAAUCCCAUCACUCAAAAAAAAAGAAAAGGGGGGGAUAAAUGGUCUUUUAGUUUUACUGCAUUAAGCAGCAAAACGUCUGUGACACAUGUAACCAGGAGCAACAUCUCUUAUCCAAAAAUAUACUUCCCUGUUUUGUUUUGAAGUGGAGGCAGAGAUCCCAGAGGUGGUCUGAAAUAGAGCAAAUAAAACCGUCUCUCAAGGUGAGGAGGUGAGGAAGCAGCACCAGGAAGGAGUAAGUGAGAACAUAUCUGUCUUUCAUUUGUAAAUUGAGUGAACUGACCCUUUAAGGAUCAGCUCUGACCCAGAUCUGACCGUCCUCCAGUGAUGAGGAGUAUAAAAACCACAGCUGCCGGCCAUCUAGUGUCACUCAUCUGCUCUGCAAGAAGACCACAACCCUUCCUCUCCCUGCGGACCUAUCCUAGUUGAGUCAUACGUGCGCCCGGUCUCUCAAAUACCCCUAAAUACAUUUCCAGCCUUUCUUACCGUCUUUGACCCGGACUUUUUUCUUAGAUAGGAGUGAGAACUGAACAAAGAGUCAGUCAGAGAGUUAUUCAAAAGGAACAAGAGCGAAAGUUUUUAGAAAGUACAAGUCUCUGUUGAAUUUUUAAUAUUUAAAUUUAACGCUUCGACUCCCUCAAACUAAAUUCGCCUGCGUUGUAUUUGGUGUGUGGCCUAAAUUUCAGAGCCAGAUUACCGAAGGCAUUGUACGACUGAAUAGAGCUGUUACUGUGUGUGUGUGUUGUGGAUGCAAGUAACAAUAAAGUGAUCGUCAAAACGGCAGAGGAGUGAGCAGUAAUGGUCGAAUGGCUCAGAUGUAUCCACCGAUCCAUCAAUUAUCCAAACAGCCCGUCCCAUUAGAGGUUGCGGGUGGCUGCGGACGAUCCCAGCUGUCAUCCGGCAAGAGGCAGACCACAAACACGGACUAAAAUAAAGAAAACAACGCUUUGAAUAGUGAGUUUGAUAAAAAGAGAGAGAGAGAUGGCUAACUAUAGCUAACUGUAUAAUGCUGCAAUAACCGGAUUAGAGCGGCUGUGUGUUAAAAGUAGUAAUCGUAAAAAUGUGUAUUUUAGCUUUUUAUCUGUAUAAGGAGCAAGUCUUUUUCCAUAGAGGCUGCCAUCUUCCCCAUGUUUGUAUGGAAGCUCAAAAUGGACAAACUUGUUGCAUUUUUGGGUCUUGUUGGAAGACUAAAACAAAUGAUAAUAAUAAUAAUAAUAAUACAAAGUGCUUUGAUGUAUAGCCAUAGAGCACAUGGAAAAAGACAGAUAAAAAAAAAAGCUCAGUAAAAACAAAAUUGAAGGCCAUUUUCAUGCCAGACAAUUCAAGAACCAUGCAACGAAGAGAGGGGCUCUUCUCAAAAAUCCCAAAGUUAUUUAUAAAGAUUUAAAUGGAGGAUAUCUAUCAAAUGUUACAGCAGCUUCUUGGACUUUUAGGCAAGAGGAAAAAAAAAAGGGGGUGAGCAAGGGAGAAUUUCACGGGAGCUUUUUGUCCUUAAAGGCCACUGUUGCAUACAGCAAGAUCUUGCUAAAUAUUCAGAUUAUUAUUCACUGUAACUUUAAAAUUAUGAAUGACUGGUUACAGCAAAAGUAACCCGCUCAUGGUGAUGCUAAGGAUAACAUUUCACAUUAGCAAUAAAUCGACAAACUAAGCGCAGAUUAUUCUAAAGUUAGCGCUAAGUAGAGGUUUAAUAUAAAUACAUGGUCAACAUAGCUCAUGGUUGAAUGUUGUUUAACAGGAAAUUCUUUUUAACCCUCCUGUGAUAGAGUUGCACCGACCUGUUUUUGAUUUUCAAUGCUUAAAAGAAACACUUGAUUAAGUUUUAUUUGCAUCAGAACUUUUUGACUUUGUCUAUUUUAACAAAAUAAAAAAUUCUAAAAGUUAGCGCUAAGUAGAGGUUUAAUAGUAAAACAUACGUUUAAGUUGUGGUUGAAUGUUGUUUAACAGGAAAUUCUUUUUAACCCUCCUCCUGUGAUAGACGCAUCUGCCUCCUCGCUGGGUGAAGCUACUGUGAGAACAGCACCCUCUGGUGAUGGGCUGCAGUAUAGGUUAUAAAUCCUGCCUACUCCAGCAAUCUCUAUGGAACUGUGGACAAACUUUAGAAAUACACAGAAUAUACAUUUUUCUCCCCCCUGGUUGCGAUGUUGACAUGUAGUUACUGUCAGACUGGUUUGUGCUCAAGUCCUCUUUUUUCUGUACAGCUCUGUUUUUAAAAGUUAUCAGGGGGUUCAUGUUUUCUGUGAUUGACACCUGAUACAGCCUAUUGGCGUUCAGGGAUUGCGUAGCUCAGCCGGGGGGAUACGCUGUUUGAGCCGAGCGUCAUCACAGCAACUCUCCGGAAUGCGUACAACGUUACUGCGGAAAUACUGAGAGCUUUUUGGCGUCAAAUCCGUAUUCAGGCGGAAGGCGGAACCAAGUUGUCCAUCGUGUAUACGGUCUAUGAUUAAUGCCUAAUAAUAAGACCAAAAACUGAAAUCACAAGUGCACUGUUGGGCACCACACUGACAAUCAGAUCCUCUUCCAAUCAUGUGAGAUUUAGGAAAUUCUCAUUUUGCCGUGUUUUUUCCCUGCACAAAAAACAACAUCGGGCAUGUCCAGACAUGUGAGAUCAGUUCUUAGAAGUCCGUAUGAGGGGUAUCCUGACAAAAAAAGGCCCAGAGGACCACAACAAAAAAUAUUAUAAGCAAUAUUUUCAUGGAUUAUGAAGCCUAACAAGAUAACCUAGAGAUGAGAACCAAACUGGAUGAUAGAGAAUUGUUUUUAGUUUAAUUUACAGCUGUUUAAGACACGGGUCAAAACCGACCCUUAGCAUGUUGGGUACGUAGUAAAAGCUAACACAGGAGGAGGGUUAAGUUACUGAAUAAUAUUAUCUUUACAUCUUCAUACUUUUAAUGGGAACACCUUUGAGUCAAUGCAAAACCAGUUGAACCAUUUUAAACCUUCACACUGUAAAUUCUUUUGCCUGCCGUACACUCCCGUUUAUCACACGCUCUGCUUCCUCGUUUGGGCACAUUAGUUGGCAUGGCAGGGCGUGAGUGAGUACUGCGCACCUUCACCUGCAGGUAAGUGGAGGUAUGCAUGGAUGUGUGAAUGUGGAGCUCCAAGUGUGCGCCUUGGUUACGAUCUAUAACAGAGAAUAGAGGAAGAAGAGUGAUGAAAUAGGGAUGUUUGAGACACUGGUAGAGAGGGAAACGUUUAGUUUGUGUGUGUGAGAGUGUGUGAGCGAGAGAGAGAGAGAGAGAGAGGGUUUGAGAGAGAGCGGAUCCGUGCGCCACUGUCAGCCAGUGAUGCUGCCGCUCCGUCACCAACAACAACACCACCCUCCCUUCUUUGUUUCACUUGUUUUCUCAGCAGCCUUUGCGAACUCUUCUCUGCAAUCAGAGGGAAAACAAGAGUUCGGAAAAAUGACAGAUUGUUGGGGAAGAGAUCAGCUGAACGAGCGCGAGGAAAGUGACCAGGACAAGGAGGGAUUAAGAUGAGGCUGUAGAUGCUCGGAGGAGAGAGAGAGAGACGUGGACUCAACUGCACCCAGGGACCGGGCCAGUGGGGCCGGCGCCCAGGGACCCAUGGGUCCAGGGGCCUGGGGGGGGGGGGGGUGUAAAUGCCGAUGCCAAUUGCACCACUGAGUGUGUGUCUGUGUCUGAAUUGACGAAUGCUCCGCCCAGGGAUGGUUUCAUUCCGGUUUUGCACCACCUGUGGGCACACGCCCUGUUUGGAGCCUUUCCAAGGAAGGUGCCGCCCGCAGGAGCUGGAGUCCAACCAAGAUACUAUCAAUGGAAAUAUGAACAAACAUGAGUUUUGCUUUCUAUGCACAAUGAAUGCAUCACAAUUCCGCGAAUGGCAGUCUCUCGCGAAGUAGUUUUUUCCAAUUGCUUUUGAAUGCACCGCCAGCGUGCACAUGGCAGCUCCGGUUAGAGGGAGAGGUCACUUCCUUAAUUUUUUGUUCUGAGUCUGCGCCGUCUUUACUUUAAAGUGACUGUUCAGAACAAAGCCGGGGACUGAAUUCCCUGGAAGAUGCUUUUAGAUAAGAUAAGCUCAGCAUGACCUCGAGAGAACAAAAGCUGAUAUGAAAUUCUUAAAAUGCUGCCACGCAGGCCAAGGCGCAUGGGCAGAAUUUAGAUCCAGUUUCCUGCUAACGUAAGCUCUACAGAAAGGAUGCUUAUGAUGAGUGGUCCCAGAGAGAGAGAGUGAGCGAUAGGAGAUAAAGUUGUCUUUAAGACAAAUGCAUUUCCCCGAGACUUAACAGUGGUGCUGCUGCCGGCUUCUUAGUUGAAUGCAAACAGGGUAGAGCCAGGGCAAGGUCUCAACUCCUCCAAGCAGUGAGAGUUCAUCCUUGGCAAAGUAUGACCCAUGUGACUUAUAGAUCACAACAAGGAAAGGCAGUAAAUGAGAGAGCUUGAAGACAGCACUGGAGAUGGUGGAGUUGUCCUAAUAUGCAGCUUUUCAGAUUUAAAGCAUAAAAAAAAGAGGAAAAAGUCUUUUUUACAACCCGGAAAAUAUUGGGAUGCAGACCAGACACUGACCUUAACUCCCUGCAUCUUAAUUGAAAAAUUCAGCAUGUGGAGACAUGAAAUUAAAAAUAAAUUAUCUACAGCUGCUGGCUACAUUUCUUUAAACUCUAAAUCUCUCUAAAAAUGACUUACAUUUAUUUUCUACAACUUGAGCAGAAAAAAGAAGUAGUGUUGAGAGAAUUAACCAGAUGGAGUUAAAGUGUAAUGAAAUACAGUUAAUUUGUUUAAUGUGCUCAGAAAUAAAACUAGUGGGUUACGGCAGAAGUCUGCAAAAUAAACUGUGAGGUCUCAAACACAACAACUACACAAAUCAAACUUCAGUUUUACUCUGUGCAGCAGCUUGGCGACAUUUUUAACAGAAAUUCAUGAGAAAAAUAUUUGAUCCGAGAAUUUAUGAUCAUAAGUAACAACUAUGAAACAAACCUUACAAAUUUAUAACAUGUAGAAGUAUAUUUUCAUAUGAACUAGUACUAGUAUUUGUAUCAGUAUUACAUGUGGCAGCUAAUUGAAUAAUCACUUUUUCUAGCAAACUGACGUUUGUGUGCUGCUAUAAGGGUUUGCAUGCACUAACUUUGUCUUUUGCAUUUUUAAUCAAUAACUAACUUCAGAAAUAAUAAAUCUUUAUGAUGAUGGUCUUUGGCUACACCCAGAUGAAUACAGUUUUUUAGAUACUCACCUGACAAUGUGUUAAAAAUUACCACAUUAGCAAUGUUAAAUGCCACAAAUAAACCUUGUACACUUACAUACCUAUUCGCCCCUAGGCCAGGCUAUAAUGAGGAGCAGCAAAGUAAUUAAACCUACUGUGCAAACUGGGUAGAAGCAAACUAGUGGUUCGCCAUCUUGGUGCAUGCACAGUGCAUUGACGACAAAUUAUGGCUGCACGAUUUGGGCCAAAAAUAAAAAUCCAGAUUUUUGUCUCUGAAAACUCCAUUUUCGAUUUCAAUUUUUGAAUUUUUAUUCAGUGCCAACUUCACCAAACUUCAUUUUAAUAAAAGUUUUUCUAUCAUCUCUCAAAACAAAACCACUGAAAACGCUGUAGUGCAUAUGCCAAGCCAGUAAGUGGCGCUGUAACACUGCUGAGGAAAUGCACUAAAGACAGAAGAAGAGUAUGGCGCAUACUUAUGAAGGUUGUUGGGACAGGCACCAUAAAAGAGUUACGCUGUGUGUCACAUGAUUGUUUCCAGAGAUACAGAUAGACAUCCACACGGAGAUGAAACGGUCGUCGUUUACAGAUUUAUUCACUCUCUGAUCCGUCUCCAAAAAGUAACAAGUACAGUCACCCAAAACGCCAUUUCCGUGUGGACGAAACGCUGAUAUGACAAAAAGCAUUUACGUUUACUCCUGAAAUCAUUUUCAUGUGGAUGGGUUGAUACCGCCUUCAGACAGACUUUGCAGCGGGGAGUGGUUUGGUCUUUAUCCGAAACUGUGAACCCGUACCAAUUCCAUAUGACUGACUUUCUCUUGUCGUAUUUAACCAAGGAAUUAUCGCCGUCUUUUGCAAACGCCAUGUUUGUUUACACUGGUGUGUUUGGGAACUGGGGAGCUCUCCUGCAGGAAGAGGGAGCCUAUGUUGGCCUGGAGGCGCAAGACAUGAUAGAGAGGAAAAUCAGUUUGAGGAUUUUAAUUUUUGUACAUCGUCAUAAUCAAAUGAUCCGAUUAAUCGUGCAGCCCUACGACAAAUGCACAAAUUCUUUUUGCAAGCUCAGAUCAUGCCAUAAAGAACGAAGUCCACUCCCAAAAAAACGCCAAAAACAUAACGUAAGGCAGCUGAAAAAACAUACAAUAUCCCUGUUUCUGUGGAUUGGGCUUUACGUUUUCCGGGUUCUUGAGAAGCAUCAGUAAAAGAUUUUUGAAGUAUAUGUUGAGUCAGCUGAUAAGACGGGAGUAUAACGUUGAAAGGGUGGAUGCAGAAGUCCCCUGGAAACCAUAAUCACGUUUGUUUCAUUGUUGAAGGAGUUGUUUUUCCCCUUAGUCAAAAAAACUUUCAAAAGUCUUCUUUUCGCUGCUGAAAACUUUUUACCUCGCCUCAUUUUAACAAUAAAAUAACAGGAGAACACAGUGGUUGAAUAAGUACUACUCGAGGCAGUGUUAUUAGCAUGAACAGGAACCUCACUCAGACACACAAUCAGUCAGGCUUGUUACCAAAGCGUGUUUUUAACCUCUAACUUCAGUGAACAGCCACUCUCCAGGUCUCACCAAGGGGAGCUGUAAUUUCUUCUUGAGGAAAAUGCGUUUCCAUCACAAAGUGGACUAUUUUACUGAAUGAAGGUCGUUGCGAGGCUUUUUGAUUUGCAUGCAUUACACACAGCGUGGAGGCAAAAAUGGCUCCUUAUUGUAAGCGUGGAAACAAAGAAAAGCAAACCCCCAUAGAGUGAUGUCUAUACCUCUCUGUACCGCUAAGACCGGAGCUGAUGUGGCCGUAACGUACGCCUAAUAUGUCAGCCCUUCGCUCAGAUUAUUGACCGCUGCAGAAUCACUGGGGCUUUAAUUAGUGCUAGUGUAACUAAUUGGCUUGCAUGGAAGUGACAUUGAUGGGAGGAAAGAAAAUGAAUUAAUGAGGAGAGGUGUUGGCACGUUAAAUGGAACGGUUGAAAAGUAUAAAUUGAUGCCUGAUUUCCGUAAGAAUCUGGCAUUUACCACCAAAACAAAACACAAAGCUUCACACUCGAUCACACACACACGCGGUCGUUCUCCUGGCGAGAGCGUGGGCGGGCGGAAGUGAGCGUGUGUGGGCUCCCUCCCUGCUACAUGUGUGUUCAUUUGUAUUUAUGCACCCUUCUGUGUGUGCUCACUUCAUCGGGAAACUCAUGUAACUAGAUGUUCGUUUAGCUGACAGCAGAAAUCUCUCAAGCGCUGGAUAUGCUUCGAUGUAAAGUAUGUUAACCUUUAAAACAAAGCCCGCCCUGGCCCCUCUCAUUCUGCUGUAAUUGCUUGCGCUGGGUAAGCACACUCGCCUGAAAAGGUUAUCGUGUUCCUUGCCAGUUGUCAUGAUGAAUGAGCGAACAUAGCUGGAAAUGAAAAUUAGAAGUUUCGAGAAUCAGACUGCUGCAAACUCGAUAGGCAUGUGCACGGAGUAAACAAAAAGGCAGAGAGGAUUGCAGACUUGCAGUUUGAGUAUGAACAGUUAUUAUGAUGCAUGUGUCUGGUGUGAACAUGGACUUUUCCACAGAGUGAUUAUGUGUGCUGUAUGUGUGUUUUGUGUAUCAUUAAGUCAGCCCUUUGUUAGAUUUGAUGUUAGUAGGUCUCUGAACACAAAAAGUGAUUAUGUGUGCAGUAUUUAGUCUGCAUAUGAUUACGGACACGACACGGAAAAUUUGUGCUUGUGCAGCCUGAUUGUGCGGUUUGGUGAGACGGAGAAUCAGCAGCGGCUUACGUGAUCUCCUUUGUGUUUCCCCUUCGGGCGCAACUCCCCCUUGGGCAACAGAUGCAACCAUUCAUGUCACAUUUUGUCAGCAGUGUUGCAUGUUUGCGUGUUGUGUGCAUGCUCCCCCUCUCUGCCCUGUUUUCACGCCUGUUUGUGGUGGUCUCAGUUAGACGGUAGAUGGCCCCCCGAUAGGCUGAAGGUGGAAGGUGAAUGGCAGGUGAAGGCUGUUAUCGCCAGAGGCCCGCUCAGGCUUCGGCACCACUGCCUGCCGGACCCUGAAAACUCAUUCUGACAGAUGCAUCUCCCCCCUUCUCCCUCGCUGUCGACGCUCAGUGGGGGGCUGAUGACACUCGCUCACCCAAGCGGCUCAGAGACGGGUUAGCCGGCACCAUGUUGAGCAAACCUGCAAUUUAUACUCGUGCCCCAGGCAUUAAGCUGGAUAAUGACAUGCAAGAGGCAACCACCAUCUCUCUAUGUCAAGCACCAGACAGCUCAGAGCUUCCAUUAAAAAAAAAAGAAACUAUACAAAGUAUUUUCAAUUCUACGCUAUUUUUAGGUCUGAACUGCAAGAUGAGUUUUUGAUGAUCUAGAAAAUGAUCUCAUUUUCUGUCAGCGUGGCUCAUUUCAGUGAGCUGUGUUUACAAUGAGAUUGAUUUAUUCUGAAAAUGUGUAUUAUUAUGUAUCUCAAUGCCACAACAUAGUUUUCAAAUAUGCAAAGUGGAGGUCUCACAGUUUAUUCAAUGCAUUAAAGCAACAGCUUUAAUACUCCCAUACAUAAAUGGUCAUGUGACAGUCUCUUUUAAUGUGUAUUGAUUAAGACUGGGGCUCGAUUAAAAAAAUCUAAUUAAUUGGAGGCUUUGUAAUUAAUUAAUCGCAAUUAAUCGCAUAUAAAUAUUUGACCUGAGAGCAGUGAGAAUCAUUUUUUUUUAAAUGGUAUACAAGUGAAUAAAUGAAUACUGAACUGAAUGAAUACAUAAGCUUAAGCAAACGAUUUCUUGCAAAGCAAAUCAGUGUGGAAAUCGUAUGUGGACACAUUGUGGAUUUUGUAAACCAGGAGACGCCCCCGAUAAAUCAUUAGAAGAGUUUGCAGAGGUGGGGCUAAGUACACUUAAUCUGACUUAGUUUUUGUUGCAGCAACCUUCCAAUCUCCCAAAAGCCUGUUAUGUUUUCUGUCUCGGUCUAAUCAAGACUCUACAAUGCUGUCAUUUCUAUUCCGCUCCACCCUUUCAAAGUUUUCACUCAGCUUACCCCCAAAAAACACCAUUUUCCAGAGUGGCGACAUAUACAGAAAGCUGUGAGAGGAGCUUUUGCAUAUGGAUGAAAUUCAUCCUUGAUUACUGUGAGAGUGUCAAAACAAACUAUGAAUAAAAUGAUUAAGAAUUAACCCCAGUUGUCCUCACAAAUGGAAAAGAUAACACAUCCGCAGCUCAGACAGCUGACAUGUGGCUCGAUGCCAGAGAAACGGAGGUGCUGUUCAGACUGCUGCCAACUCUGUUUUCUGUUUCUGUCUUUUCUUUAGAUCAGAGAGAGCAAACACAGAGGAGGUGACCCUUAUCAUACCCUGAAGGAGAGCAGACAAAGAGCAUGAUCUUGUGUUUGUCCACAAUGCCAAAGAAGAGCCAGGGAGAGGCCCCCAUGGCCAGAGUAACAUCGCCAUCUUAGCUCCACCAGGGGCCCUCUUAACUCGACUACAAGCUGCACCUGGGGGCUCGAACGUUCCCCUGACUCCACCAGGAGGCUCGCUCCAACCCAUCUGCCAGCUCAGAUAACCCUCUGACUGUUGGCAACCACAUGUUUGAGGUGACUGUAUGUGACCGCCGCCGCCGCCGCCCAUUUUCGUGCAGCAGCAGCCUCCUGCAACCCCGAUCUGCACCAUGCAGUGGAGACGGCGGCACUGCUGUCCCAUCAAGAUGACCUGGACCGUUAAGCGUUCGCUUUUUCGAACACAUGUGGCAGGACUCCUCUCGCUGGCUCUGCUCUUCACCCUCUUCUUGUUUUUCAGCCAUCAGGACUGGCUGCCGGGACGUGGCGGGCCCAGGGAGAACCCACUGGCCUACGCAGUAAGGGGCUUUCGCAGCCCCAAGGGAGAAGCAAACCAGAGCAGCUCCCUGAGGAGCCUGUGGAGAGAGACGGGAUAUGUAGCACCAAAGCCUCUGCUCAACCUCAGCUCUCAGCAGGCGGACGGAGCAGCAGGGGAGGCAGCAGGAGGAGGAGGAGGUGGGGGAGGAGGAGGAGUCUCCAGGACGGGAGUAAUGGGGCUUGGGGACACCAUGAGCACUAACAACAGUUUACAGAAGGAGAUGGGUGUGGGUGGGAGGCUCAGCGCCCAGCCAUACCGCUACAUCCUCAACGAACCCUACAAAUGCAGGGACAGCACACCCUUCCUUAUCCUCCUCAUCGCUGCGGAGCCCAGCCAGGCAGAUGCCCGCAACGCCAUCCGCCAGACGUGGGGGAAUGAGAGCGUGGCAGCGGGGCUGGGGUUUGUCCGUCUUUUCCUUCUUGGCGCAGGAAAGAGCUCAGACACAUUCCUCCAGAGCAGCAUCGAGGAAGAGAGUCUUAUUUACCAUGACAUCAUCCAACAGGACUAUCAGGACACCUACUACAACCUGACCAUCAAAACCCUGAUGGGCAUGAACUGGGUGGCCACUUAUUGCCCACACGCCACCUACGUGAUGAAGACGGACAGCGACAUGUUUGUCAACACCGAGUAUCUCAUCCAAAAGCUGCUGAAGCCCGAGUUACCCCCCAAGCAGAGGUACUUCACGGGGUACCUGAUGAGGGGCUAUGCACCAAACCGAAACAAGGACAGCAAGUGGUACAUGCCACCAGAGCUGUACCCGAGCGAGCGCUACCCGAUAUUCUGCUCGGGCACGGGGUACGUGUUCUCAGGGGACAUGGCUGAGCUGAUCUACCAGGCCUCUCUCAGCAUACGCAGGCUGCACCUGGAGGACGUUUACGUGGGAAUCUGCCUGGCCAAGCUGCGAAUCGACCCGGUGCCCCCUCCCAACGAGUUCCUCUUCAACCACUGGCGGGUGUCUUACUCCAGCUGUAAGUACAGCCACCUGAUCACAUCCCAUCAGUUCCACCCCAAUGAACUCAUCAAGUACUGGAACCACUUGCAGACCAACAAGCACAAUGCCUGUAUCAACCUAGCCAAGGAAAAGAACGGCAGGUAUAGACACCGAAAGUUUCAUGGAGAGAGGCCUCCGUGAUGCAUCCUGUGAAGACCACCCGCCUCAAAAAAGAAAACAAAAGGGAACUGGGCGCACUGUAACUACAGCCGGUGGAGGGCAUGUUGAACACACUAUAUGGGGAAAAAGCACAUUGUUUUUGGUAUCGUGUACAGUCGAUGAUCCAAACUAUUUUUUAAUUUGAGAGAAAAUGUGAAGUAUUGUAAAUCUGUCGAGCUAUUUCUAAAAAGGGAGAUUGGAAAAACCAUGUCUGUACAAUAUGGAGCAUGCACAAAAAUGCUGCUGCAGCUCAAAAAGUAGUGUUUAUGAUAAUUCAGGUGCCAAUAGACAGCUGGUGAUUUAUUCCACACUUAAUGCGAGGGCUCUCUUUUAAAGGGUAGAACGGUAUGUCACACUCUGCAAAUAUCAAAAAAGACACACUCGUGUUUACACAGAAAAAAGGGAAAUGCACAUGUACUCUGUUGAAAGUUAACACUACCUAAAUAUGAAUGAAAGUAUCUUUGACGUCGACCAGUUAUGCUGCCCUGUUUCUCAGUGUUUACUUUACAGAUUUAUCAGAGUGGGACUCUAAAGAGAUGGUUUAUGUCAUAUCCUGUAUUUUAUUUUGAGAAAAAAAAUCAACAAGAGAGCACUCAGAUUCACAUCAGAGAUGACUGAGAUUGUAUUUUUUAAAGCUUUACAUUGAGUAUGACUCUGCACUUGAGCAAAUGUGCAAUGAAUCAAUUAAUUAAAUGUAUUGAAUUCAUCUUUGGUUGCAGUUGUGUGUGAUUCAUCAUCGGGGACCUUUAGUUAAAGUCAGACUAUUUUAGUUUGUUUUGUUUUCAGCCUUUCGUCGCAGACACAGGGCUUAAUAUUAGAUAUUUAUACAUAGAUUGUAAUGAUUACACAGAAGAGAAAAUGACUUUAUCAUCCAAAUCACAAGUUCAACAUAAGUUUCAAGUUGAGUGGAAUUAAAUGUUUCUUAGAGGGAUCGAAAGGUUUAAAAACUGCAUUCAGCAACGUGCAGAUUUUGAGCAGACGUGUAGCUCUUUGUAGUUGCAAUGUUAAUGCGUGGAGAUUAUUCUGGGAUUGAUCAUUAUUCCAAUCAAUUAUUUAGACAAAAUAAAAGCACACAUCAAUCAUUGAUUAAUCACUGACUUGUUUUAAAGCCAAAAGACAUUAUGAAGAGCCGAUAAAGACCAGCUGUUCUCGCGCCAAAUAAUCUCGAUCCCUGUAAAGAGCCAGAAUUCUCUACAGUAGAAGCACUUAUAGAUGUGAUGGAGCCACUUCCCAUAAUCAACGAUGCUGUCUUCAGAAGUAUUACUAUGCCUGCAUUAAUGAGGGGCUGGAUGCAGAAAAUUGUGAAAAAUGCAUGUGAAUGGAACAAUAAUGUCGAGGUAAUUUAGUACAGGCAAACACUGUUUUCAUCUGAUUUUUGAUCAAAUUACAUUUUUUACAUAUUCAACUUGGCAUUUUAGGUUUUUUAACAAACAUUAGUAUAGUGUUUUAGCUUUAAUAAAAAAGUCAGGUAGUCAUAUUUUCAAAUCUUUUUGCCUUAUCUUGGACUUUGGGGUUUUGGACAAGUUUAAGUUGGACAAACAACUUUAAAAGUUGAAAACUGAGACCAUCAGAGGAGCGCAUAAAUGCAGCAUCUGACCAACAAAAGGAGGAAACUGUUGCACCGCUUGUAUCCAACAUGCGGUGAGCAGCUAUGCCUCCUCAAGCGCCACCUUCUGGGUAAGAUAAUAACGUCAAUACUCUGAUGUGUAUGAAAGACAUGAACGCCUUAUUCCAGAUAGCUGCAAUCCUGGAUAAGAAACUUAGCAUAGAGCUGUAUUAGCUGGAACAUGGGGUAUUGUCUACACCAUAGACUGUUUAUAGAACGGACGCCGUCCGUCUCCUCACUUAGUGAAGCCACCGUGAGAACAGCACCCUCUGGUGAUAGUACAGGUCAUAAAUCCUGCCUCCUCCAGCAAUCCCUAUGGAGCUGUGGACACACUUUAGACAGCGACUCUCCCGCCAAAUGCGUACAACACUACUGCGCAAGUGGUGGUUCCAGGAAGUGGAGAAAGUCCAAGAGCAAUUCAGCUUCAAAUUCAUAUAAUGACAGAAGGCGGAGCCAAGUUGUCCAUAAUAUAUACAGUCUAUAGUCUACACAUAAGUUAGUCUUCGACAUAGUAUUAUAUGUCUGCACACUUUAAGUUUUAAAGGAACUGUCCAUGAAUUCAAAUCAUGUCAUUUUAAAACAUUCUGAAAUUUACAGAUGAGCAAAAGCACAGAAAUAAAAUGAACAUAAGUUAUUCUAAUUGACGAACAUCAGAUCAAAGGGCAGGAGGUUUUGCAGUAUAUUUAUGAUAAUUCAUGGUGUUCAGAUGAGGAGUUUUCCUCUCUCUGUCACCACAGAAAUACUAAAUAAAGUGGCAGCUGGCUGGACGGAGAUUGCCAUUGUACUUUUGAGUGUCCGGUAAUAAACUGGUUAUUGGUUUUAAAGUUUGUUUGCCAAGGCAGAGGUAGUGUUGCAGUAACAAUAUCCAUAUCAGUGAUUGCAGUUUUGUGUGUUUUCACAGCUCUGGCUGGUCUCCUAUGCACACAUCAAGUAAUAAAAACAGGGUGUUUAUUUGAUGGAUGUCGAGUGGACAGUCAGCAUUUGUUGUUAAGUUAACCAACAUAAAAUCUGAUGUUUGCACGCUGCUGGGACUCGGUGUUAAAAGUGAUUGCUUUAAACUCUAAAUACGUCACCUGGUGCUCAUAAAGGUAAGGCAUACUUGUACACUUUACUUGAUUCUGAAUAAAUAUUGACCAACUUAAAGGUGGCUUAAAUCCAGCUCAUAAAACCUCAUUCCGGAUCCUUCUGGCUUCUCAAAUUCCUCAAACCAAAGAGAAAUUUCGUGUUUUAUGCAAACACACCCUCCCUGAUUGUUAAUGAUAUUGUACUCUGUGGACCUUGGAGGAAUGCAUUAGCUCCUAAAUGGAAAAAAGUAAAACAUUCAGAGAAGCUCAGGUCAGGUAGAAAACAAUGACAACAAGCAAUCUCAAGGCUGACUGAUGAGAAAUGAAUUAAACAUUGAACUCCUUGGUUUCCUGAGGGGAUAUCAAAUAUUCUGCUGCAAAACACCCAAGUUUAGAUUUUAAUUAAAAAUGAACGCGUGUGAUUUUGAUAGGUUGCCAGUGUUACUCCACAUGGAACUGCACUCUCAGCCUGUUUAUGCAUGUGCGUGUGUGUGUGCGGGUCCGCUCGGAGGCAAUAAAUAAAUGCACACUCCAUUGCUCAGGGCCACUAACAAAAAGAGCAUAUAUAAUUGGGUGAUGACUUUAAAUAGCUUAUAUCAGAUUAAGGCAAUCUAAAUAAACUAAUGGAGAGCGAGGGGCUCAUGAACUUUUUGCACAGACUUCACCGCAGAUCUGUCAGCUUCAUUUUAAUCAUCUCCAUGUUUGAGUGACUCCGUUCAGGGAGCUGUAAAAUGGGUAAAGUUCACACAAUGGUGUAUUUUAAGCCGCUAAGCAGCAGUAGCUUGAAGGAGGAGGAAGCUGACAGCGGAGAGAGAAUAUCAAGAUGUUCAUCUCAGAUAAAGCGAGCGGCGCGAAGAACGAGGGUGCGAUGCAGGAGCCACGGGCGAAGAAACAACAGCUUUGUUUGUUACUCUGAGGGAAGACAUGUAAGACUUCACUUCAACAGUUAUCAAGAGUUAAGCUGAUUUUUUUUCAAUGCACGAAUCACAUCAUUACCUUUUAAUAAGGUUUCAAGUCUGCAGAGGUGCAAACUGUCAGAUACAUCUCAUGUGAAACAACCUCGAUUUUAACUUUUCAGCAGGAUCUUCAGCAGUUCUUUUGAAGAGACAGAAAGUGAUCCCUAUAGUAUUAAGAGUAUAGAAUUUCCUGCUUCCUUUAAAACUGGUAUGAGACUCUUAAGCACACUCUAAAGAAAGAGGAAAAUCAUCCGCACAGCCUCCAGGAGCGUGCAUCUACAGAUGUAACAGUAUAAAGUACAGACUGUUCUGAAUUUAUAAGACAUAAUGGUGCAAUUAAGGUGUAGGUUACAGAGCCUUUUGGAAGGAAAGGAUGAAAUCAGGAGACAGGAAUGGAUGCAUGUGCACCAGGUUCUGGUUUAUCUCCGUCUGAGGUCACAUGUUCUGGUAAACUAGAUGUGUGUUUGAAGCAGGUAUACAAAAACAAAAGAUGGACAGAUUACUUUGCCUUUCUGUGGUUGAUGUGCUCCUCAUUUGGAGAUUUUCAGUGAUUGUUAGUCAUGCUUAGUAAGAGAAGGUUUCAUUUUUUGCUGGUUAAGCAAGUGUUUUAUCUCUACAGAAGCAAAUCAGUUCAAUCAUAUUUUAAAUUUUAGUUAUCAGAUUUAUGCAGAACAUAAUUAAACAGGUUUGAUUAGGGCUGGGCGAUACGGCCUCAAAUCAAUAUCACAAUAUAUUGAGCAGUUCACCUCGAUUAUGAUAAAUGGACGAUAACUACUUCACAAGUUGCUUUACUUCGUCUACUUCAGCCCCUGCUCCGGCCGCUACAACUUCUGAACCGUCCUCCAUCUCCUCACCCGUCUUUCCCUCUUUGUUACAGACUGGAUGGGGUGGAGUCACGUCUCUGAUGUAGGACAGCGUCUUAAAAGGGACAUGAGACCAUAGUCUACCUACACACAUCCAAAACAAACUUUUAUUUAUUUAUUUAUUUGUCACCAAAUAUAUUGACAUGGCCAAAAUUAUGCUAUUUAUUGUUGUAAAUUUCGGUAUCGGUAAAUUUCAGUUUAUCCCCAAACCCAAAUUUCAAGCUCAUGCAGCUACUUCCACUACAGAGCCAUGUUUGUUUUUAAGCAGUGCUGCCUUAUGGGUAAAUAGAUCCCACAUCUGGUGACACCUAUUUGCCUUAUCUCCAUAUCUUUUAAUGAUAUUAUCAAACAUUAAUCUGAAAUUGUUGGAAUAUUUGCUCACGCAGUCUCUCACCGAGUGCUAAACCUCCUCUCAUCUGCUCUUCUUAUUAUAGGCUUUUUUUGACACAGAAUAUACCGAUAUGGGCAAAAUGACGUCAGUUAUUGACAUAAAUUUCGGUAUCAGUAAAUGUUCGGUUUAUCGCCCAGCCCUAUUGACAGGUUUCUUUGCCUUUCUGUGGUUGCUGUGCUCCUCAUUUAGAGAUUGUCUGCGAUCAUUAGUCAUGCUUCUUAAAAUAAAGUUUCAUUAUUUGCAGGUUAAGUAAAUGUUUUCUUUUUAUCGAAGUAAAUCAAUCCAAUCAUAUUUUAAAUUUAAGAAGCUAUCAGAUUGAUGCAGCACUUAAUUAAACAGGUUUGAUAUUUACAAGCCUCUCCAGAAGGCUGUUAAAGUAGCACUCAUUUAUGUGCGACAUUAUUUGUACAAGAUUGAAGCGACAUCACUGUGAAACAGAUCUGCUGCAGGUACAGAGCGUACCAAAGUCCAGGGAAAACUGUUCAUGGCUCUGAAAACACUUCUGGAUGGUUUCUUUUUUAUCUGCAAUCACACGACAAAAUGAAACACGAAACGGUCCUGCUGGUACUCUGUGUACCAGCAGUGUACGCAGGAAAUCUCAACAGAAAACUGAUCCUUUCUGCUGCAGGUAAUAACACACAUGAGGCAUCAGCAGGAGUUGUGUUAAAGUUGUGGGAGUUACAUUGCAGCCCCCUCCUCCUGUUUUUUUUAAACAUUUGAGAGCACGACUGUUCAGCUUCUUCUUUUUUAGAGUAUGACACAUCAUGCUCUCUCUUUCUCUCUUUGCUUUAUUAGGAACACUCCAGUUAUGCAGGGAAUAUUUUAUGCCACACCACCUGUUUGAGGGCACAGGGCAUCAGUGAACAACCUGAACAUGAUGUCCAACCAAAGACAGACUCCUCAUCCUCUCUCAGCGGGACUCUCAAUCUUACAGAGCUUAAUUGCUAAAUUUGCAAGUCUUGGGAAAAUAAAGAUUUGAUGCUGGUCUCCAUGUCAGUUUAUUCAACUUCUAACGUGCAUUAAAAAAAGAGUCUCCACUGAACAAAAAAAAAGACUCACUGCAUAUGUUCAAACUGAAUCCAACAUUUCGACAAGUCAACAACAAGGGAUCAUAUCAACUUGUACCAAUUAUUCUGUCAGUUUUGCACAAAAAUUUGGACAGGAGGCGUCUCGAAUUUCUCAAACAGAUCAUCUUUGCUUUUCCAAAUCAACACUGCUCAGCAAAUAUGUUUGCAUACACUGUUACACCUGCAAAAGCUUCCCCCCGACAACAGUACCAUUAAAAUCUUAACUGGGACUUUCUGUUUCCCUGAAUUUACCAAAUAUGAGCAAAUACAGAUCAAGCCUUAGAAAAAACAUGACACUAUAUCUGCAAGUAUGCUCAAAAUUUACUAUAAUGUUGCACAGGAGGUCAAGUCUGGGGAUUAAGAUCCCUUUUUUUUUAGUAAGAUAAAAUGAAUCUUGCCAUAUAAAUUACAUUUUAUCUUACUAAAAAAAACGUUCCUAUCCAAGUUUGCGAUGAAUAACUUUUAAAAGCCAAACACUUUAAAGCUCCAGUGAGAAACUUUUAGUUUGUGUCAGUUUUAGUGCCCCCUGUGGACAAAACAGUGUUUUGACAUUCUUUGUUGAGGCAGCACGACUCUACAUAAUGCCUGUUGGCAAAUAGCAUAAUCACUGACUUUGGAGUAUGUCACCUUUCAGUUCACGUAUGAUGUCCAAAGACUCAGAGACAGACUUUACUUAACAUGGCUCAAGGUGGUAGAAAAUCAAAUUGGCGUUAUGUGACUGUUUGCAAUUUCUGUUUUAAUUUUGACUCUGACUGAGAAUUUUUUGACUGAAACACUGAAUUACAUGAGCAAAAUUAAAAAAAUAAUUAGUUCCUCAGAUCAAUUAUGGACCAAAAUAAAAGACACAAAGAUCAAAUGAAUAUGAAUAAAAUCAACCAGAAUCUUCUGCAAGUGGCUUAGACUAAAACCAAUUUCAAAUUUCUUGUAAAAAUUAGCAAAAAUUGCCAAGGGAAGCAAAUAAUUUAUCAAUACAAGAAGAAUAUUGAGUUAAUAAUAGUCAAUAAUGUAUUGAUAUUGUACCUCUCCGACUGGAGAAACGAUAUUCAAAACAAACUUAAGGUCAAAUUACCCGUUUAAAAGAUUUUUUUUUAACAGUUUAUUGGAGAUUUGUUGUUUCAUUUAAAUGAUGUGACCACAUUCUGAAUCCCCAAAAAGAGGACCACACUGCGUGGAGUCGUGUGCAGUAAAUUUUGAGGGUUUUUCAUGUGGGUUUGAGUGUUUUUUAUUUGCUUCUAACUCAGUUAGUCCAGGUUACACAAACUCAAAACUUCCACAGGAUGUCGGGACAAGACCGGACAGCCCCCCAAAAAGAGGACAUGAUUUUUAUUUUUGUAAUUUUGUACUUUUUAUGAAAUAAAAAGUAACUGUCCAUUAAUGAUUUCUGAUAAUAUUGUCUUUUUUUCCUAUUUACCAGAGAGACUAUAAAUAUCAAGGUUAAUUUUUUAAUAAAUAAACUAUGCUUUAUUAAAAGGGUGCCCUGACUUUCACUCACAACUGUAUGGUCACCCUAUUCUUGAAUGCAGUGGGUAAAUUCAAACUUGGCACAAAGCAGACAGACAAAUAACCACGAUGACUCUCUGUUAAAGCCGCCUACAAAAGACAGAUUUCGUCAGUCGUGAGUUGUUGGCAUAACAGCAAAAUCAAAUGCAAGUUUUUUCUGCAGGUUUAUAAAAAGUAUCAUUAAGAAAUACGCGUCACAAAGCACUGACAUAAGACAACAAGAAAAUCCAAUUUCUGUCUAAAAGCCUCCAGAACAGUGACGUUCAAAUACUCAACCAGUCCCAGGUAUUUAUCAGCCUCCAUUAGUUAUGAUUAAAGUCAGGACUCUAAGUGCAGGGAUUUGGGGAACAAGGUUUGGUGUCAUUCGUGCAUGUCCUCUGCAAUCAGAGCGCCAGAUUACCAGCAUCCGGCCUUACUCAGCCCUGCGACAAAUGAUGAAGAGAGGAAAGGGUGGGGAGGAAAAAGAAGCUGAAAGGGGUUAGAGGAAAAAUGGAGGCAGAGAUAUAUGAACUGGUCUGCUACUGGGGGAGAGGAAGGGCGUGAAGGCAGGCGGCUGUACGAGUAAAAGAGAAAAGGAUGAGGAAGGAAAAAGAGAAACAGCGUGAAGGAGGUAGUGAUGAAUGAAGAGGAAAGGAGCAGUGACUGAUCAGUAUUGAGAACUCGUGCUGCUGUAAAUGUGGUAUAAAAGGCUAACAGUGGAAACGGAUUGAGAUGUCUGCAGUGAUGGAGUGGAGGCUGUGGCCUGGCUUUAACAUCACAGCUCGCUGUUCCUCAAAA
This is a messenger RNA of Xyrichtys novacula (pearly razorfish), 21521 nucleotides long. The record is from the annotation of a GenBank genome assembly. Lineage: Eukaryota; Metazoa; Chordata; Actinopteri; Labriformes; Labridae.